AUGUUGCGAUCAAGGUCAGGCUUAGCAUCGCGAGCGCUACGGCGCGCGGCGCCGCGGACGCAUGUUCCGGUCAGGCGCUUCGCCAGUGUUCGCGCGGAAGAGAAGGACCCCGUCGAGCUUGACCAGAUCACCACCCUCCCUAAUGGCAUUCGAGUCGCGACCGAGGCACUCCCCGGGCACUUUUCUGGAAUUGGCGUCUACGUCGAUGCCGGCUCCCGUUACGAAACCCCCGAACUCCGCGGCGUGUCGCACAUUAUAGAUCGGUUAGCGUUCAAGUCUACUACAAAGAGGACGUCGGACCAGAUGCUGGAGAUGCUGGAAUCACUUGGUGGCAACAUCCAAUGCUCAUCGAGCAGAGAAAGCUUGAUGUAUCAGUCGGCCACUUUCAACAGCAGAGUUGAAGACUGCGUCGGUCUGCUUGCCGAGACUAUUCGCGACCCGUCAAUCACGCAGGAGGAGGUCGAACAGCAACUGGAUACCGCGGCGUAUGAGAUUAACGAGAUCUGGAGCAGGCCGGAGCUCAUCCACCCAGAGCUGGUGCACAUGGCGGCCUACAAAGACAACACCCUGGGCAACCCGCUGCUUUGCCCUGAAGCAAGGCUGCAGGAAAUCGACAGGAAUGUGGUGGAGGCAUACCGCAGGACCUUCUUCCGGCCGGAGAGGAUGGUAGUUGCUUUCGCUGGUGUCAACCACGAGGAAGCGAUCAAGCUCUCCGAGCAGUACUUCGGCGACAUGAGCAAGGCACCGCUGCUCUCACAGGUCGGUGGUCAGGCGAAUCUCAAUGCCGAAGACCAAUCCACGAUCACUUCUACGCCUCCGAACGUUGCGUACGGCGCCACUAACCCUCAAGAAUCAUCCAAGUUGUUUGGAAAGAUUCCUUUCUUCAGUAAUCGCACCAUCUCCGCCCAGCAAACCAAGUCUACUCUCACCACUUCCGCUUUCUCUGGGUCUGAGCUCAGCCGACCCGCUCAUUACACCGGCGGAUUCCUAAAAUUACCUCACAUCCCACCACCACCCAACAUGGCGCUGCCGCGCCUCUCGCACAUCAACCUAGCUUUCGAAACGCCAGGCAUCGACUCCGACGACAUUUAUGCACUAGCAACCCUGCAGACUCUUUUGGGCGGUGGCGGCUCCUUCUCUGCCGGUGGUCCUGGAAAGGGCAUGUAUUCCCGCCUCUACACCAACGUGCUGAACCAGUACGGCUGGGUUGAGUCGUGCACAGCUUUCAACCACUCGUACAAAGACUCUGGCCUCUUUGGUAUCAGUGCCUCCUGCGAGCCUCAUAGUGUCGGCCACAUGCUUGAUGUCAUGUGUCGUGAGCUUGCUUCCCUAUCGGCGCCUGCGGGCUUCCAUGCGCUCAAGCAGGGCGAAGUCCAGCGUGCCAAGAACCAGCUUCGUUCGUCGCUGCUUAUGAACUUGGAGAGCCGCAUGGUGGAGCUGGAGGAUUUGGGCAGGCAAGUGCAAGUGCACGGCCGCAAGGUCGGUGUCAUGGAGAUGUGUGCAAAGAUCGAGAAGGUCACGAUCCAGGAUCUGCGUCGGGUGGCUUCGGAGGUGUUUGGCGGCAUGGUCAAGAACGCCGGCGAUGGCAGCGGCGCGCCUACGGUGGUGUUGCAGGAGGGCCUCUACGAUGGAGAGGCACCAUCGCAGAAGAAAAGCUUCGAGUGGAAGGACAUCCAGGAGAGGAUUGCUAGGUGGCAACUGGGCAGACGGUAA
Molecule: messenger RNA, 1713 nt
Organism: Diplodia corticola
Lineage: Eukaryota; Fungi; Ascomycota; Dothideomycetes; Botryosphaeriales; Botryosphaeriaceae
Product: mitochondrial processing peptidase
Exons: 2
Coding region: 1-1713 (570 amino acids)
Cellular component (GO): mitochondrion
Molecular function (GO): metalloendopeptidase activity; metal ion binding
Source: RefSeq, a predicted model, not a curated record